Messenger RNA from Acanthopagrus latus (yellowfin seabream), 2464 nucleotides. It is a transcript of the gene lrrc71, whose product is annotated as leucine rich repeat containing 71. The coding region runs from base 113 to 1546 and encodes 477 amino acids. The transcript is spliced from 16 exons. Gene Ontology annotation, molecular function: protein binding. NCBI's taxonomy places the organism in Eukaryota, Metazoa, Chordata, Actinopteri, Spariformes, Sparidae. The record is from RefSeq and is a predicted model, not a curated record.
GGGGAGUUGGUUACCAUAGCGACGUCAGCGUCACCUCAUCUAGCUAACAGUACAACGGCGUCAGCUCAUUUAUCUGAAGAUUUUACGUUCACUAACUGGUAUAUUUCGACUUAUGACAACAAUGUCUAGAAGGAGACCAAAAGAAAAGAAAAAGGCGAAUGCUGAGGACGAGGUCUCGAGAAAUACAGGACAGACUCCAAAUGAAAAAUGUCCAGCUAUGACCUUUGAUGAAUAUCAGUGCUCAGGCAAUGUGGAGAUUGACUUCCCUGGGCUUUGUGCUCUUCUGGACAUGAAGGAUCUUCCAGCUGUCAGCACCAAGCAACCAGCCUCCUCUACCACUGAAUCUGAAGGAGGGGUCACAGUGCCUUCAGAGGAAAGCGAGUCACAGAUAGAUGCUGUAUCUUCCUGGUUAAAGCCAUGCCUCCAAGUGGAGCUGGAGAAUGAAGACCCCAUCAGCGCCAAGAGCUUGAAGGUUUCUGGAUGGAAGGUGGAUGAGUUGACUGCCAGAGUGCUGCAGAAGAUGCUUCCCUCCUUGAACAAGCUGCAGAGCCUCCAUUUUUGGCAGGCGGGACUGACAGAUCAAAUGAUAAUAUCCCUCGCCCUCACAAUAUCACUGUGCUCCAACCUCAGAACUGUAACAGUGGAGGGCAACCCUCUCCCAGAGCGGAGCUUCCAUAUUCUUCUCUCGGAAAAUAGCAUGCUUACUCACUUGUCCCUGAGAAAUAACCAGAUCGGAGACGAGGGCGCUCGUCUGAUUGGGUCGGCUCUUUCAACACUCAGUUCUGCCAACAAGAGCCUCUUGUCACUCAACCUGGCAUUCAAUUCUAUUGGUGAUGCAGGUGCUGAAUAUAUUGCACAGGGUCUGCGGCUGAACUGUGCUCUGCUCAUUCUCUCACUCUCCAACAAUCAGAUCGGAGAUGCAGGAGCUGCUCAUCUGGCUGCGAUACUUGGUGAGUUUGCUCUCACUCAUGAAGAAGUUGUGGAAAGGAGGAAGCUGCUUCUGGAGAGAACGCAGUCUCUGUCUACAAGGGUUGAUUCUAACCCUUCGCCUGCUAGCCAGCUUCCCUCAGUGCCCAGCAGCACCUCACUAAGUGUCAGUAAAGGAGAGGGCAGAGGCAAGAAAAACAUCAUGUGCAAGGAACCAUUGAAAAAAGAAGAGAAACCACCUGCCAAGUCUAACAAGAAAAGUAAUCUGUGUGAUAAAUCAAAUACUUCCAUAACUGAGCAGGUGGAGGCGGUGGAGAUAGUGAACCCCCUGCUGGACCAGUCGGUGCAACGCAGGGAUGGUGAGCUUAUUCUGCCUGGAAACGCAACUCUCACCUCCCUCAAUCUGGCAGGAAACAGAAUUACAGAGAAGUCGUUGCCUCUGUUCCUGAAGUCAGUGGAGAUGCAGGGCGAUGAAGGAGGCCUGCUGCGUCUCUGCCUGCAGAGAAACCGCUUCCCACCGGAUUGUGAGAUUUAUGUGAAGAUAAAGGAGCUGAUGGCGCUCAGAGAUCCACUCAACAAAAACACCGAACCGACAGAAGAGGAGGGACAGGGCGCAUAGUGCUGAGAGAACUGAUCUUGACUUCUACACAGUUAAUGUAUAGUUUAAUAAGGUUUCUAUGUACAUCUCUACCGUGUCUUCUGUUGCGGCUUUGUAACACAUGAGAUGAACAAAUGGAAGUUUUAACAGUUGAUGUCUCGUGGUGCAGAAAUAACAUGAGGACAGUUUGGCACAUUAAAAUCCAGAUACUUUGUGCAGGACAACAAUCAGGACUGUUUACAGAUCAAUUCUACUGCUCUGUUUUGCUCAUGGGUAGAAUUUACACCAAGGACAUAAACAGUCAGACAGUACUUGAUAUAGAUGAACCAUUGCUGUCACAUCGAAGUUGUGAGCCAGUGUGAGACACUCCCCCAGUGUGUUAAAGUUACUGUCUUUUCCUUAUGAAAUCACUUCUUUGUGUUUACAUGGGGUCUCCUUUCUAAACUGCAGUAGAGGAAUCAACACAAAGAGAUAAUUUCACACAUAAAUAACCAUGACAGUGAAGGUAACUGAUUUGUCAAUUCCUGGAUACGGAAGUCUGAUAUUAGCUUUAGCUGAAUUAUAGAAAUGUGUGUCUCCUGUCUCUUACAUUGGAGUGUUAACAGGAGGAAGAAUCACAAUGAAACAGAAAACUUAAUGAUGGUAUUUUAUAAGAAGGAACUGAACACUUGCAUGUCUGAUGAUGAGGAUGGUGUGUCAGCUACUUGCCCUGAAGUGCCACCAGGUGGCUCUCAAAGUAAAUGAAAAUAUGAACCCUUUCACUGAUUGAAAGAGUGUAUAGUCCAACAAGUAGGUGAGCAAUAAUAGAUUUUUUGAGUUGGGGUUCCAAUAAUAAUAUUAGGAAAAAUGUAUUUUAAAGUUAUUGUAUUCUAUUUUCAAAAUGCACUGUGUGUAUAUUUGCAAUACUCAGAAUAAAUUAAGAGAUAUUUUAGUGAAUUA